This is a messenger RNA of Ornithodoros turicata, 7063 nucleotides long. It is a transcript of the gene Nthl1, whose product is annotated as endonuclease III-like protein 1. The record is from RefSeq and is a predicted model, not a curated record. Gene Ontology annotation, biological process: base-excision repair; base-excision repair, AP site formation; nucleotide-excision repair. NCBI's taxonomy places the organism in Eukaryota, Metazoa, Arthropoda, Arachnida, Ixodida, Argasidae. Gene Ontology annotation, molecular function: DNA-(apurinic or apyrimidinic site) endonuclease activity; DNA binding; oxidized pyrimidine nucleobase lesion DNA N-glycosylase activity. Gene Ontology annotation, cellular component: nucleus. The transcript is spliced from 5 exons. The coding region runs from base 166 to 1239 and encodes 357 amino acids.
AUUCUGCCGCCAGGGGCAACGCGAAUAUGGAAAAGGUCGUGAUGUUGCUGCCAGUGGUUCAGCCCGCGUUUGGCGGCGGUAAUUUAGGUUGUGGCAUGUUUAGGUGUGGGGUUUCGCGUUCUUCAAUCUGUUGAAUGUUUGCGCACUCGACCGUGAUAUACAUUUAUGCACAUUGCUCCGGGAAAAAAUCUGAGCACGAUCAAAGUGUUGUGGCUAGGUUGUGAAUGCUGCAAAAGGAAAUCUAAGUUCUUGCUAGGGCUACUUCAGUGGCCCCUGACCAACAGUACCAUGAUCAAAACACGUCUGAGAUCUAGGAAAGCCCAGGACACACCAUCUGCUGUAGAAAAGUCUACUACAACAGCCAAGAAAAACCUAAAAAGAGCGCCAGUUCCACAAGAAGCUGGAAGCGAAAAGCACGAACAGGAUAAGCACGUAACAGGAAAGGUUUCAAGGAAGAAAAGAUCUGCCCCCGUUAAAGUAGCCUAUUGUGAUGGACCUAAGCCACUGUCAAACGAUCAGACGUCCAGUUAUUUCUCAUGGAAGCCCGACUACUGGGAAGAGGCUUUAGACAACAUACGAAAAAUGAGGCAAGACAAAGAUGCUCCUGUUGACACAAUGGGCUGUGAGAAGUGCCACGACGAAACUGCACCAGACAAGGUGAUGAGGUACCAAAUGCUAGUGUCGCUGAUGCUGUCAAGCCAAACAAAGGAUGAGGUGACGCAUGCAGCUGUGAAACGGCUUUGCGGGCUCGGCCUCACUCCAGAAUACAUUGCAGCUGCGGACUUGAACAAAUUGGAAGGUGUCAUCUACCCUGUUAGCUUCUAUAAAAACAAAGCCAAACACCUGAAAAAGACCGCUGAGGUACUGCUGGAGAAGUACGAGGGUGACAUUCCAAGUACGGUGGACGAGCUCUGCCGUUUGCCAGGAGUGGGACCAAAGAUGGCCUACUUGGCCAUGUCAUGCGCGUGGAAGAAGACCGUAGGCAUCGGUGUGGACACACACGUGCACCGCAUCGCAAACCGUCUGCAAUGGAUGCCUGCCCCCACCAAAAACCCGGAGCAGACGCGGAAGGCUCUCGAAGAAUGGUUACCAAGAGACUUGUGGGCUGAAGUGAAUUGGCUUCUGGUUGGGUUUGGACAGACUGUUUGCAAGCCUGUGGGACCCAAGUGCUCUAUGUGCCUCAACAGGGUCAUCUGCCCAUUUGCAAGCACACAAAAAGAGAAAGGCAGCUCAUCGUAAAGGAAAUAGGCAUAUAUGUAUGUUUGAUUUUUAUACGGCAUAUUGUUUGAGGUUAUGAUGUGGAUUUUACGUGUACAUAUAUUUAGAAGGAAUGAGCCCCGAAGUUCCGGGUGGUGCUGUACAUUAAACUGGUUCUGUUCAUGAAAGAAGUAUUGUGGAAUGUAAAACAUCAUUGAACUAUUGCGAGGCGAGAUAUGUGGGCAGUCGCACGCAGCCAUGGUCCCAUUGGUUUGCGUUGUCCUUCUUUCACAGAAGCAUUUUGUUCAUCCUGCCCCUGUUUCAUACAUGUACUACAUGCUGGCAAGCCCAACAGUAGGUGGUGCUGUCACAGCCCCAUUGUGCAUAUUAUAACUGAAGGUGCCAUAAUGAAUGCUGAUAUAUAGUGAAUUUCUACUCAUGCUGAAGCGGCAGUUUGCCUUGAAAGAUCGAGUGAACUUUCAGUGACACUGUUCCACACAUCAGCAAGACUCACUCAUGUUCAACGUGGCAAAUGAGAUGAGGAUGAGUGAGCAAACAGAGAACGGAACAGGUUGACGACUGAACGGGAGUCACAAGUGCCAAAGUUUCCUCUGUUCAUCUUCACAUUCAAGGGAUGCUCUCAUAGGCCAUGACUUACUCAGAACUCGUGGCAUUCUAUUUGCCAUCGUUGAUAAUGCGUUCGUGGAAGAAGUCAAAUUAAAAAGAGCUGUAUAGCUUCCUACGAGCUGCACUGCAUCUGCUAUGUUGACGAAAGAAACACAAAAUGAAGUUUCCAAUUCUCUUGGGCUGCCUAAAGGAGACAACUAGGGUGGCUGUAACCUUGUAACGUCCCAACUGCAAAGGGGAAGGAUGACUGGGCCUAACGAAGGGCCCAAUCAUAUCGCUCAACUUGAGAGGAUCCCUCCUGGGACGUGGAACCGACAUACAUGCAGUAUUCCAGGUGGCGUGCUUGUGGCCCAGACUGCAAACUAUGUACCGUAUUUUCAUGCGUAUUAGCCGCGGCUUAUGCGCGUUUUUUUUUUUUUUUUCGCGGACGCUCUGCGGCUUAUCCACGGGUGCGGCUUAUCUGAUAGCUAUUUUUCCCUGGUAUUUUCGCCAUACUCCGGAUUAAACGAAAGGGCCGACAGUGCCUCAUGUUUUUCGGAACAGGACCGCCCUGCCAGUGCACGAACAGGGCCGGUCACAGGGAGGGUCCACAUUCGAGUAGACUGACCUUCCGAAUACAUUCCCCCACGCAGCUUUAACAAAAGGGGUGACAGUGAUUACUGUCUCCUGGAACACCACUACCUCGUCAAUCCACAAAAAACAUGCAACAAGGGCACAAUCCGAUCUUAGUAGAACACUAGAACUGACCCCCUUUGUUAUACAUCAUGCCGACACCGGAAUGUGGACCACAGGGUUUAUGGCCUUCCCUACGGUCUCCUUUAUCGGCUGACCCACAGGAAGGGUUCAAUACACCUGACAUCGGGAUAAAACGUGGUCAGCUAAGCGCCAGUUCUCAUUUGACCAGAGCAGCAGCAUUUGUGGACACGGGCACGGCAGUUAGAGGUAAGGCAUGUCUACAACGCGGAGGCACAGCUACGACAGCGGCUUCAAACUAAAAAUCGUCGACGUCGCGGACCAGUACGGGAACAGGGCCGCUGGCAGGGAGUACGGCGUUCCAUUUGUGUUUUUUUCUUUAGCCCCUGGCCCUUUUUUGGUGGGAUACCCUGUAUAAUGGCGGAGGGCACAGCAUAAAAUGCGACAUAUGAGCAACGUUUCUUGCACCAAGAAAGUCAACCAUGGUGAAAACAUCCUGUGAUAAAAUAUGUUCUAUUAGACAUACGAUUCAAAAUAUAUUUCGCAUCUACAGCACAUACUGUUUGUAAACGACAAGGCUCUUCCUUCAGCCUAGGGACUCCUGGCGAAGGCAGGUUGAACUGUUUAGCGAUACUAUAUGAACCCCAGCGCAGAGAAACAAACGCCUGUCACAUUACAACCCACACGCGUACAGUGUCACAAGCUUUGACAGUACACAAUAAACAGUCGACAAUAUGUUCAAGAGCCAGCAUUAAGUCUUACAACACCAAAGGAGCUUUGUGCCAUUUAAGUUACAUUAUAAAUUACAUUAAUUCUUCUUUCUCUUUGUUAUAGCUGAGGUGUUCGCACAUGGGAUAGGACAACUGAUAACAUACAAAACUGGGGGGGGGGGGGUAAAAACAGGUUUUACCAGGUUCAACCCUCACACACAAGGUUCUAAUUACACAUAAACACAGUGAAAGCUGGUUAAUCUGUAAACUGCCAUUAAAUGGUGCAGCAACAAUGCUGUAUAGUUCAAAGGCAAUAUUACAAACAUGCACAGAAAACAAAAAAAAUAAAUGAGCUGAAAGUUCAAUUCAAGUGUCAUAUUUAUGUAUGGUGCACAUAAGAUACGAGCUUGCAAACUGGGCAAUGGAAUGGUUUCUCUCGUCACAUCUGAAUUAUAUAAUUAUACAUCAGAAUACAUCAAUUAAUCACAUAAGCAUUACACACUGGCAGAGAAUGUGUGUGGUCACAUUGGUAUCAAUAAUACCUGACAACUGUCAGACAACAAGCACACACAUCACCAACUGUGCUAGCAGUGCAAAGAGGAGAAUGCAGUGCAAGAGCGAGCCUGUGCAACAAUUUUUCUUCUUCUUCUUCACUUUCAUUUCAUAAAGUGAUUGACUGAAUGACGCAUCUGUACAACAGGCAGGCAACAUGCACCGUUUCAAUAAUAGUAGGUUGCUUACUACACUCCCACCUGUCGCAGACACGCACCUAAUUUAUGCGCAGAUAGAGAAUACUAAUGAUUCAUUUACAUCUAUCCUCAGGCGCAACUGCAUUAAAAGGCCCAGAUGAAAGGCAAGAAAUAGGACGAGUGCACACUGUAAUCAAAGGAAAAAUUCUACAAGUACUGAAUAUUAAGACCACGGGACUGUUUCCAUUACUAUUGUUACGCUCCUAUUUCAGGUUCUGCUACAACAUGGUUAGGUUGGUACUUUGCAUUACACAGAGUUUUGCACCAUUAACUCUGGUACCAAAGAUGCUCAUUGCUGAGUGCCGCCUACGCACAUCUGAUCAUACUGCUCUUCAAGUACACGACCUUGCACUCUGAAGCUAUUAUAUGUAGAAAAUGCUAUGUACAUGUUCACGAUUGAACAGGUACUUUACCCUGACGUGCAAUACAGCUUUUAAAGCAUUCCAGAAAAGUAAACGUUAGGGAGUGCGACACUGAAGAAAAAGUACUUUGGACAAAGGAUCAUGGGGGAGGUUAUCCAAAUCGUAAAAACCAAAGGGGGCAAGCGGUUUAAUAUAUGAUUUCCUGUCCCACAGCCUAUCGAACCUGGAAACGAUCCUGUCUAUUCGAGUGAAAGAGCCCAACCCUACAGGUACCACAAGAUGAAACGUUGGCACGGAAGCAAGAGCGAGUGUUCUUUGAGAAAAUGUACACACACAAUGAGCCUUAAAGGUCAAGAGACACGAAAACAACACGUGAAAUGCUCCCAGUUUCAAGCUUUUCCCUGCUUAUCUGUAGGUUACUAGAAUGGGACUUUGAGCAUGUUGCAGAACGGUUGACAUAAAACAAUUAAGCGGAAUCCACAAUACACACAGUGGAUCGCUAGAAACCAAAAUAUAGGUGGAAUUUCACGUCAGCGUUUAGUUUAGUACUUUUUCUAGCAUGUUUUGAGCAGAUGCACUGUGCACAAAUUUGUGCUAAUUUUGCAGCUGGCAACAGCUCGUUUCCCAACAAUCAAAGCGAGAAAUUUUAGUUGAAUAAGGGGCAUUAACAUUAUUGCUGAAUGAAAUGAGUUAUGAAGUAGUGUAGUAACUGUGCGAGCCAUUUAAAGCGGUCUCAAGCAGGCAGUUUUCAAAGGCAGAAUAGUAUCCCAGUCCACAAGCUGGAACCAGUUGGGGGGUCAUGCUGGUUCUGAAUGGUUCUUGUGUGUUUGAACUGUUUUAGCAAACCACGGGAGACCAGCUGAGGUGGUAUAAGCAGGAAAUCUGACCAGUUGAGAUGGUUCCAGCAGAACUGGAGUCCAUGUACAAUUGUGCUAAGCUGGAUAAUAUCCAGUUCAAAGGCUUCCAGCAGAGCUGGAGUCCAUGUACAACUGGUUUAAGCUGGAUAAUAUUCAGUUGAAAGGGUUCCAGUUGGAUCCAUCUGAGCUGGGAUUUGCUCCAUAAGCCAGCUUAGAUGGAACCACUUGAGUUUCCAAAUGGUUCCAGCUUGUGAUUUUCGACUGAGAUGUCUGGUGGGCUCUUAAACAUUUGUGGGAAUGGUACCUGUAAUCACCCAUCUAGAACUUGACGAGCAUGAUUAGCAAGAAGGUUGUUUGGCAUAAAAUUUUAAUGAAACAGUAGCGUUGCACUGUGACAACAUCACAUCUACUAUUCUUUGGUGCAUUACAUCUGCAAAUGUUUAAUGAUUUUGUUUGGCAUUUUGUCGACACCUAUAAUCGUGUAUUAUAUGUAAAAAAUAGUGCUGUUUUGUGGUAAUUUCACUAACUGGCAUGUUCUGGGCCACUGUGAUUCCCUAUAAUGUGUACCAUAAUGACAUAUGAUUUCCACGUACAGAAAACUCUCUAGCCAAGUUAAUCUGUUCUGAUCUGGGAAAUGCAUCCGUCGAUAAUGCCGUUUUGUCAUGCUGUCCCCUACAUCUGUACCCGAACGUUUAUUACUCUCACGAUUGUACAACAAAGCAUGAAGGGGUGCAAGCAGCAGUGCUAUAGACUGUCAUCACACCACUAGUAGCUAAAUCCUAAGUACAAAUGCAGUUUGCAACUGUGGAAGGCUACCCCAAAGAGUAUGAAAAUGACUAAUAUAGUGCCUGGCCUGGUUGUUUGUGCUUAUAACAGAGAGAGGGAGAUAACGGAGUGGGGAGAUACAGGUUCCACUGAUUGGCUACCCCUGAGCAAUUAUGUAAGGUCACAUGGUGAGUAAAAUCUUAAAAUGAUGAUGUGAUGUCUCCUCCCUACACGAUGUUACACGACUAUGCUGACCAAUGUGUGAUAAUACGCCCAUAUUUCAAAACGAUACAGUAGUAGCUGAUUGUAUUUCAAGUGUUGAGUUCCAAUUUUUGCCCACGACCCUUUCGUUUUUGGUUGAAAAGUUUGCUAGUUACCUGAGUGAAUAUGGUAUGUUUUGUGGGUGUUUCAGUGUUCUGUCAAACACUCAGUAUGGUUAGAGACUAUUCUGCAAUUAACACACCUGUUCUCACUAAUCAUUACUUCCAGGAUUACUUUCAAUACUAUGUAAGUUACUUUUGCAAGUAAUUUGCAUUGCUCUGGAGGCUAGUUUUGAAAUUACUUUGCAUGUAAUUUGGCAUGCGUUGCAUGCAAAAAGGUAGUCUUUCACUGUGGCAUUUUUAAGGCAUUUAUCAAAUUUCUGUUACGCUUUCGCAGCAUCAUGGUUAUAUGCAUCUGCUAAGCACAGAUUGCUCAUCAUCGUACCCUACCGGCCAUUUCAUUUGUCCUUUCAAUAAAUACUUCCAUAUUUGUUCUCAGGGAAGUAUAAUAAAGUUACACAUCUGUUAUAUAUUGAAAUGAAUGGAAGGUGGUAUGAAUAAAUUACUUUUCAGUACAACUAUAAUGGCAAUUAAAUUAUAGCUAUGACGUUGUAAUUUGCUGCAAUUUAAUCACUGUUAGGAGCAUCUCAUUGUAAUCAUAAUUCAAUUAUACUUCUGAAUAGCAAUUUUUACAGGUCUGGUAACUAAAAAUUAUAUUCGCAAACACGUCGAUGACUGAAGCCUAUUAUCACAAAAGGUGGUACACUUUGUGUACACUGUUCCAACAAGUUGCAUUGUGGCACUUAUAUGGAAACCAACAAAUGAAAAAAAAAAAAAUAAUAA